Messenger RNA from Phycodurus eques (leafy seadragon), 6477 nucleotides. It is a transcript of the gene extl3, whose product is annotated as exostosin-like glycosyltransferase 3. Gene Ontology annotation, molecular function: glycosyltransferase activity. The record is from RefSeq and is a predicted model, not a curated record. NCBI's taxonomy places the organism in Eukaryota, Metazoa, Chordata, Actinopteri, Syngnathiformes, Syngnathidae. Gene Ontology annotation, cellular component: membrane. The transcript has 6 exons. The coding region runs from base 727 to 3477 and encodes 916 amino acids.
CGCUAUAGCGACCAAACCGAUUCCACUGUUUUUCUUCGUACGUGAGUCUACAGUACAUUCCCACAAUGCUUAGCGGCCCAGUGUCGGUGUCGGCGCUGUUUGUGCUGCGGUAGCAGCAAUAAUGCAGUUUUUAAUGAUGAUGCUCUGAGCUCCUCUGCUACGCCGUCCGUCGCAUCCAGUCGUUCCAAAUCAACACAGUAGUAGGGAUUUUCGAGUUGGCAAACCUUCGGCGCGGCCGUGCUUUAAUUUGGAGGACAACCCGUUGAACCCAGAGAGCGGGGUUCACUUAUUGGGAUGAAAAAAAUUCCUGGGCUCAGAAAAUGGUUAGACUCCAGAUGGAAGCAACAAGGUCACCCAGUUUUACCGAUCUUUGAGCCGCCAUGCCCACCCCUCAUCACCCAUUGAGGGGUGCCCCUCCUCAGAAGUGGAACUGUUUCCUGACUUGAUUUGAAAGAAGAGCUUUGCAUAAUAAUGGCCUAAAGUUGUUUUGGGUAUGACACAGUAGGGUACAUAUUAGUUUACAGGUUAAGCUGGGUUCUUCAUCGAUAUCCACAGGACCCAGAAGAAGAGACUAAUACUACCAAAGACUUUUUUGGAAGGACAACACUUGAAUCAUUCUUUGAUGAUAUAAUAUCCACCCCUCUGCCUGACAAGGUCGAAUCAUGGCUGCUGCAGAACCCCAUAGCAUUCAUUUCUUGGUGAGACAAGGGGCGGACUGAGUUAAAAAUGCAGCGCAAUAAUGGCGGACUAGGGGGUGGUGGACAGCCAUGGGUGUUUAGGCGUGUGCGUCUUACUUGGCUCAGUUUCAUGCUUUUCUUUAUCCUGGUUUUCUUCCCACUCAUUGCCCACUACUACCUCACGACCAUUGAUGAAGCAGGGAGUCCUGAUAAGCGAAUCUUUGGGCCCCGGCCUGGCGGUGAGUUGUGCGAGGCCAAACACGUGCAAGAUCUGUGCCGUAUACGUGAGUCCGUCAGUGAAGAGCUGCUGCAGCUGGAGGCCAAGAGACAAGAGCUCAAUGGGGAGAUCGCCAGGCUCAACUUGCGCAUUGAGGCCUGCAAGCGGAGCAUCGACAGUGCCAAGCAGGACCUUCUGCAACUGAAGAAUGUCAUCAGUCAGACGGAGCAUUCCUAUAAAGAACUAAUGGCCCAAAACCAGCCAAAGCUGUCCUUGCCUGUCAGGUUGCUUCCAGACAAGGAAGACCCAGGGCUCCCACCACCUAAAUCUUCACGAUCCUGCCGCCUGCAUACCUGCUUUGACUAUGCGCGCUGCCCCCUUACAUCUGGAUUUCCUGUUUAUGUUUAUGACACAGGCUCCUAUCCAUGGGGGGAAUAUAUUGACCCUCUGGUUAAGCAGGCUUUUGCUGUGUCAGUAAAGAAUAAUAUUUAUAUAACUAAUAACCCUAGCAUUGCUUGUCUGUAUUUAGUAUUGGUCGGGGAGCUACAAGAGUCUCUGACCUCCCUACCGCCAAAUCCUUCAGAUUUGGAGAAGCAACUUAAAGCUCUUCCUUACUGGAGAUCGGACGGUCACAAUCAUGUACUGGUGCAUCUUUUGAGAAAGUCCAUGACACAGAAUUUUCUGUAUAAUGUAAGCACAGGGCGAGCAGCAGUUGCUCAGUCCACCUACCUGGAGCAGCAGUAUCGCGAAGGAUUUGACUUGGUUGUAUCCCCACUGGUUCAUGCCCUCUCUGAACCCAACUUUUUGGAAGUUCCUCAUCAAGUACCUGUGAAAAGGAAAUAUCUCUUCACCUUCCAGGGAGAGAGGGUUGAGUCACUUAAGAGCAGCUUGCGAGAGACUCCUCCUCAGUCAUUUGAGGAGGAGAUGAACGGAGAUCCUCCAGCUGACUAUGACGACCGCAUCAUUGGCACAUUAAAAGCAGUCCAGGAUAGUCAGUUGGAUCAGGUGCUCAUAGAAUUCACCUGUAAAAACCCCAAGCCGAGUUUGCCAACUGAGUGGUCUCUUUGUGGAGAGCGAGAUGACAGGCUGGAGGUACUUAAGGAAUCUACCUUUGCCUUGGUGAUUGCUCCGGGAGAUGGGCAGCUGGUUGCCUCAGCAGGCUGUGGAAUGAGACUUUUUGAGGCUCUUGAGGUUGGGGCUAUCCCUGUUGUGCUUGGGGACCACUCCAAACUACCCUACCACCAGUUUAUUCGAUGGAGUGAAGCUGCCAUUAUGGUCCCCAAGCCGCGUGUGACAGAACUACAUUUCCUGCUGCGUAGCCUUUCAGACAAUGACAUGUUAGCUAUGAGACGACAGGGUCGCUUUCUGUGGGAGACCUACUUUUCCACCUCAGAGAACAUACUUAAUACUAUACUGGCCAACAUUCGCAGCAGGAUCCAGGUUCCUGCCGCACCCAUUAAUGAAGAGCCUGCACAAGAAAUCCCCCACAAAGCAGGUAAACUAGCAGGGACUGAUGCCAACUUGGCGGACAAUGGUGAUCUAGAUUUGGGUCCUGUAGAGACGGAGCCACCCUACGCCUCUCCGCGCUUUCUCCGAAACUUCACAUACACAGCUGUGGACAUAUACAAAACAUGGAACCGUGCUCCCGGCCCUUUUCAUUUGUUUCCACACACUCCACUAGACCCUGUUCUGCCCUCUGAAGCCAAAUUCCUGGGUUCAGGUACAGGUUUCAGGCCCAUCGGGGGAGGCACCGGAGGAUCGGGGAAGGAAUUCCAGGCAGCUUUAGGUGGGAACGUUCCCAGAGAACAGUUUACUGUGGUCAUGCUGACAUACGAAAGGGAGGAAGUGCUGAUGAACUCCUUGGAGAGGCUGAAUGGACUGCCAUACCUCAAUAAGGUAGUGGUUGUGUGGAAUUCACCCAAGCCUCCUUCUGAUGACCUGCUGUGGCCUGACAUUGGGCUACCGAUUGUGGUUGUCCGCACCGAGAAGAACAGCCUCAACAACCGUUUCCUUCCCUGGGAUGUCGUGGAGACUGAAGCCAUCCUUUCGAUUGACGAUGACGCCCACCUCCGUCACGAUGAGAUCAUGUUUGGUUUCAGAGUGUGGCGAGAGGCCAGAGAUCGUAUCGUCGGUUUCCCUGGGAGAUAUCACGCCUGGGACGUCAACCAUCAGUCCUGGCUCUACAACUCCAACUACUCCUGUGAGCUCUCCAUGGUCCUGACAGGAGCUGCGUUCUUCCACAAGUAUUAUGCGUACUUGUACUCCUACAUAAUGCCCCAGGCCAUCAGGGACAUGGUGGAUGAGUACAUCAACUGUGAGGACAUUGCCAUGAACUUUCUGGUCUCCCACAUCACCCGCAAACCGCCAAUCAAGGUAACAUCUCGCUGGACCUUCCGCUGCCCCGGCUGCCCCCAGGCGCUGUCGCACAACGACUCGCAUUUCCACGAGCGCCACAAGUGCAUCAACUUCUUCGUCAAGGUGUACGGCUACAUGCCGCUGCUGUACACGCAGUUCCGCGUGGAUUCGGUGCUCUUCAAGACACGUCUGCCGCACGACAAGACCAAGUGCUUCAAAUUCAUCUAGCAGAAGAGCCCGAGUACAAAAGGAAUUGAUGACAAAAACGAAUGGAUGAAAAGAAGGGGAGUGUGGCUUUAGGAGUUUCCUCCAUAGCUCCCCUUCAAUGCUGGAAAAAGGGCCCCACUGCCAACCUAAAGAAAAAGCCCUUAAGUGAAUCACUUUGCCCGUUUUUGUGUCCUUCUCAUCAUGCUUCAUCGGGAACCACUACAGAUGUUUGAUAUUUGUGAAAAGGGUUGUACAAACUGUACAGAAAGGAGGAUAAACUACCUAACGUAGACUACUGGGUGACAUGCGUUGACCCGCAGACAGUUUCAUUGCCUCUGGAUGGCUUCAUUUUACAGUAAUGAAUUGUACUUCUAGUACAUGUACGUGACGGAAGCACUGAUUGUCAAAAGUAUUUUAUUGAGCGAUUUUUUUUUUUUAUGUCUUUCAAUUGUGUGCAUAGUCAUAGACAUUGACAUUGUCACGAUCUCCAGACACCUGACAAAGGACCUUGACAGAAGGUUUGGGCUCAGCUGCGUUGAGUCGCAAAGGAAUCCACUUCAGCAAGUCACCAUAAUGCCUCAGUUCUGUCAUGGAAACCAGCAGACAAUUUUGUUGUGUGCAUGUCAAGGCACUGCAGCCUUUUGUGUGGCCUGCUUUUUAAUUUACUUUUUUUUCUUUUUUUAGAAAGGAGUAUUGGGGCCACACUGAAAACAAAAAGAGAUACUACAAGAAGUCGAACUAUAACAAAAGUAGUCAACGACAGCAGUCGUGCAUUUGGCUGGCGACCAGUCCAGGGUGUACCCAGCCUCUUACCAGCUGGGAUAGGCUCCAGCUUGACCCUUAUGAGGGCAAAAUAGUAUAUAGAAAAUGGAUGGAUGAGAAAGGUUAUACUUAUUACACACAAAAAAAAUAAUCUAAAUAAGCUUUGAGCAAAAAUCUAGCAAGGUUUUGAGGGGCCUCCUUCCAGAGUUCACCCUUCUGGGUCCACACUGCGAAUAAAUGGCACUCGCUCAAAGCCACUACUACAUUGCAUUUUUCAUAGUACCUUGUAGAAGAAAGUCCUUGCGAGGAAAGUUACAAUUUUUACAAAACAAAUUGUUACAAUAAAGGGUUAUAAUCUAGUAACUUUUUUUUCAUUGGGGUUGGUGGUGUAAUGUAAAUUAGCGCCACUUCUUUUUAAUCCAUUGUAUUUUUAUGAAGGAGUCGUAGGGCCACACUGGAAAGAACAAAAGAUAACGGAAGAACAAAAAAUGUCAAACUAUUACAAAAAUAAAGUUGUAACAAGAAAAGUUAUAAUUUAAAAAAAAAAACUUUAUAAUGAAUGAUGAACAAAUCUAGUGACUUUUUGUGUUCUUAUUGGAGACUUCUGGAGCAGGAGAUGUUCACCCCUUCACUGGACGUGUCAUUUUACAAUAAAUACUUUUUGAUCACGAAUCGGUAUUUGUUCGCCAUAGUGGAGCUCCAGAUCGGAAUGAUAAGCUAGGUUUGAAACGGAAAGACUAGUAGGCCGACUCACAUUCGUUUUCUUUUCUUUUUUUUUCUGUAUAACCCUAAUGAGUAAAUAUCAGAUGUUAUAAACUUUCCAAUCUCCUUAAAAGUGCUAAGGUGUGGGCUAAAAAGCGGAGUAUAGAAACCUUGGAUGCAGUGGCGAAGACACGGAAAAGUGGCCGUUUUAAACAACUACAAACCCUGCACAAUUCAAACAUCACUCACUUCCGGUGUGCGGAGAUUGUUUCACUUAAUGACCCAGACUAGUUGACAGCUUGGUUUACUUUAGCUAAAGCAGUAUUGACUUUGCCUAACAUUAACGAUUGUGCUUUCCGCUACUACAAGCAUGUACAUUUAAUAUAAUACAAUGGCAACAAUCGACCGGUAUCCACCAUAAGAUAUAUAUUUUAUGAAAAUAUAAACAUUGAAAAGAUAUGUACUGUUUGUACAAUGUUGUGGGUGUGUCCAGAGGUGCGCGACCUCAUGGGAAAACUAUACAUUUCACUCAGCGUAGCCCUAAUGCUCCUUUGUAAUUUGUAACAAUGUCCUGCCCACAUUUCAGAAAGUGUCUGGUUCUAUUGUCCCUUCAUGACGUGUACAAUCCCUGCUGCCAAACACCACACGAAGUGAAACUAUUAGGAUUAAGUUUAAGUAAUGUAGGUGUACUACAGUACAGUAUACUGUAUGUCCUGGCUUUACUGGUAUUAGAUAUGACCCAAUAUGUCCACCCACCUGUACAGAACUCUCCCCAAACACAGAUGUGUAAAUGUCACUUUACAGUGUCGCCAUAUUGGUUUCACUUUUAUUUUUUGGAACGUUAUCGCUCGAUGAUUGUUUUCUUUGCCAAACAGGUACGAACGAUGCAGUCCGGUACGCCCACAAACGACUUUAUCCGUUUGAGUUUGUGAUUCGAAAGUCUUUUAAGGAAACAAACUAGAUCCCAUUGUUAUUCUGUUGAGAUGUUUAAAAAAAAAAAAAAAAAAAACAUGCUCGACUCCAUGGUUCCUGUAUAUUUAUUGAAUACAUUAUUGACUUUUUUUUUUCUUUUUUUUUUAAAUGAUUGACACAUGCAAUAAAAUGACAGGACACUGUAGUCUCUGAUCGCAAAGAUGGAGGGCCAAGGAAAACUCGCUAGUGCCAUUUUCCUCUUUGGGGGCCAUUCUAUUGUCUAAACAUUUGAAUCAGCAGGAGUCCCUAGUAGGGCCAAAUUUAGGAGGCAGUUUUUCCCUUUAAGAUCCAAACGUAAUAUUCCUUUCUGCAAUGCCCCUCUACACUUUUAUGAAGACCUCAGGGGCUACCUUACUCUAUAACCCCGCAUCUGAGGCACUAAAUGGUUCAGCUGGUAUUUUUUCACCCGCCCUUGGGGUGGGGGUCUGUGGCACAGCUGGUUUUCCAUGGCUCAGAGCAGGGAACGUUUCUGCUGAAUGCUGCAGUCGUUACGCAAAGUGCAUUGAGUAAGUAAAAGUUCCCAUCCUUGAGUGCGUGGUAAGAGGCUCGUUGUUCUGAACCAGCAGGAGACGGGAGGCAGGUGAA